Molecule: messenger RNA, 1819 nt
Organism: Dermacentor andersoni
Lineage: Eukaryota; Metazoa; Arthropoda; Arachnida; Ixodida; Ixodidae
Source: RefSeq, a predicted model, not a curated record
AUGUGGGCGGCACCAAUUGCAAAGUACACGAAAAAUAUGUACCGAGGCCGGGACAUCAUCACCUACCGCAAAAGCAUGGUACUGUUUCUCGCGAAGGCGCUCGAGUCCGAGAACGUUGGCCCGCACGGAAUGCUGUGCUAUAUGGGCUGGAGCGUGUUCCGCCAGCUCGUGAAAUACACUGACCCCGGUCAACUGGUGCAGAAGAAAAACCCCGAAGAUGUUUGUUACAGUCAAGCCAGCAGGCUAAUGGGGUACGCUAUCACCAGUCGGUUCUACCAGUCGGUGGUCAGCAAGACGACACUCAUGGAGGCCAACGAAAUGGCUUCCAAUAUUCGCAAGGCCUAUCAAGCAGCAUUCCGAAAGUCAAGCUGGAUGACGGGGUCUGUGCGCGAAACCGCGCUUAAGAAAAUCACGAAUAUGCGGCAUCACAUUGGUAUCGCUGGAGCACUGCUUGAUGACGCCUAUGUGGAGAACUACUACGCGAGCUUUCCGGACUUGCCCACUGACCGCUUCUUCAUUGCUUGGCGGGAGGCAGCAGCAGCCGCCAUUCACCAAAUUUGGACCGACGCAACAAUGGUGCUGCAUGGGGAGAGCACAGCGAACGCGCAUUACUUGACCAAAUAUAACACCAUGGUGGUGCCGGUAGCAGUGCUGCUUCCCGACAUGUUUUACACUGAAGGGCCUGCUGGCUUCAACUAUGGUAGCAUUGGCACGGUGAGCAUGCGCGUUGCUACGAUUGUCACCCGUUACUUCAUCAUGAGUCACGAGAUGAUGCAUGGCUACGACGUCACCGGAUCACAGUAUGACGAGAACGCCAAGCGGAGGCGCUGGUUGUCUCCUGAAUCAACCGAGCACUAUGUGAACAGCACGCUUUGCUUGCGGCACUUCCACAAGUAUGUCCUCCAGUCGAGGCAAGAAGUCCUAAACGAUACGCUGGACUCGGAGAAUAUCGCCGACUUUGGCGGAACACCGAUCGCCUACUCCGCGUUCACGUCGCUGCCUCCCUCAAAGAGAGACGCCACGUUGCCAGGCGUUGCCAUGACAGCGAAGCAGCUAUUUUUCGUCGGCCAUUGCACCCCAUGGUGCGAGACAAACACAACGGCCUCGCCGCCUUGGCUAUCCGGCCGAUUCCGCUACCCACCUGGCCGAUCUCGGUGCAUCGUGCCACUUAUGAACAUGCCCGAGUUCUCGGACGCAUUCCGCUGCAAGCAGGGGACGUACAUGAACCCGCCAAACAAGUGCAGCUUCUGGAUUUGAAAGUGGCACAAUUUACACGUUCAUUGCGUCAUUCUCUGUGUGUCAUUGUGGGAAAAUUUGAGGUUUUGUCGGCAGUCUGAUAGAUAAGCUUACCUUCCCUGCUGUGGUGCGCGUGCAUGAGUGCAUUCACUUGCGUGUGUGUUUCUUGCCACAUUGCUGCUGGAAGGAAGCAAAUGUUGUUUGAAUAACUAGCUUUGUGGUGGUGACAGCGGUAAUAGACAACUGCUUCAACGUCAACACCAUGCCACUUUUAGAGCUAUCUUGCAUCGAUAUGUCAGUAUCACUUUCACUUUCGCAAAAAAAAACGAAUAAAUAAAACACGCAGAAAAACACCGUCUCGGCCUUUGGUAUAUAUAAAGGCUGCCCGCGAAGUCGAACUGACGGAUUCUAAAUGUUUGCGCGUUCUCAUAUACCAGGGAAGCGCUGCUGCAAACUCGUGCAUACAUACACGCGAAAUGAAUAUCUGAUAACCGAAACAUAAAGGAAAACGUAAUACCGCGUAUAUCCCACAGCGUAGCAGCAACUCAUGUGAAGACAAUUUGCGUGCAUCAGGAGAAACUUC